GUGCUGAAUCCCGUCAAACGUUAAUCUUCUCUGUGUGUUUCUCGCUCGCCGCCGUACGGCAGUGGACGCCGCUCGGCUUCAAAAUCAGAAAGCCCGACUCGAAGGACGACAUCAGCAAGGAGCGAUUCCAAGGCACCGUCCUCAAAGCCAUCGCCAAACACCCGCGGAAGGAGAUCAAGAAGGAGCCGGAGGAGAACAAGAAGGAACCGGGAGCAGCAGGAGGAGGAACGCUGCUCGGACAGGUCAAAAUCAAAGAGGAGAAACCGGAUGAGGAGCAGAAGGAGGAGGAGAGAGAAAAACCCAAAGGAGAGGGAGGGGCGGAGGUGAAGGUGGAGAUAAAAAAGGAGGCGGAGGAGGAGAAGCAGUCUGGAGGCCCAGCAGCAGCCGGGAGGAGACCGGAGCCGGAGACGGGCCGACUGGUGAUGACCAUCGACGGUCAGCAGAAGCAGCUUCCCUUCGGCCCCGACGACCUGCUGACCGCCGCCACCAUGCUGGACGGGGACAAGGUUCGUUUCAACAUCGCCACGCAUCAGGAGACCAAAGACGAGCGAGCCACCUUCGUGGAAAUUCUCCCCGACUCCUUCGAGGAGUCCAUCGAACAGCGUCGACACGGCAUCGUGAUCGAGUUCGGGGUCGACUCGGGGCUCAUCAAGUGCUCCCAGAAUCCUCAGCUGUACUUCCACAUGUCCGAGGUCAUCGAGAAGAAGAGACUGGAGCUCAACGAGAAGGUCGAGUUCAGCGUCGUCCCGCAUGAAACAGCAGAGGGAGGGAACCAGGCCAUCAGGAUAAAACGUUUCACCGAGAACGUUUUCUUCCCCGUACGGAAGCUGGGCGGCGUCGGAGCGAGCAAAGGAAAGAUGACCAUCAAACUGGGAAAAUCUUCAGAGGACACUGAGAAAGAACCACCGGAGGCAGACAAACUUAAGGCGGUGGUGAAAAAUCUGAGAUCGCAGGACAGCAAGACCAGUAGCAGCAGAAAGGAUUACAGCUCCACUCGGCAUAGACAUGGCAGGAGCAGAAGUAGGAGUAGGAGUAGAGGCAGGAGUAGGAGUAAAAGCAGGAGCAAGAGUCCAAGUAGGAGUAGGGCCAGGAGUAGGAGUAAAAGUAAGAGCAGAAGUCCACCCAGAGACAAGUUUGGACGCAUUGUCAAAAAGAGACGCAGUCCCAGCAUCGAACGUGACCGUAAAAGCAGCAGGUACAGGCGAAGCCGGAGCUGGGAGAGACCAAGAAGACCCACCAAGAGCCACACCAAGAGCCGCAGUAGAAGUCGCAGCCGCACCAAGAGCUCUAGCAGGAGUCGCAGCAGGAGCAGGGAGAGGAGCAGGGACAUCAAGAGGAGGAGCAGAAUUGGUAGAGAGCAGGAAGAAAGUCACAAGAGGAGGAGGGAGUUGAGCCCUCUUCCCAGACGUGGUGGAGUCAUGGACGACGAGCUGGCAAGGAAAAAACGGGAGCUUGAGGAGCUGAAUGACAUGAUUGCUUACAAAAAGUCGUUAGUGGACCCUGGGCAGAGGACCUGCAUAGACUAUGACCAUGGAAGAAUCACUGUACCACUCACUGAGUACAAACCAGUCAGGUCUAUCCUGAAGAAACGAUCAGAGGGACCUGAUUACCUCCAUCCUCAGCCCUAUGAUGAUCCUUAUUAUGACCGGCCAUACAGUCCUUACCAAGAUCGGCGCUACAGUGACCCAUACAGUGAUCCGUACGCCAGUCGUUCCUAUCCCGAUCGCCCCUAUGGUGAGCAUCCCUACAGUGACCCUCAUUAUGAAAAGCGUCUCUAUGGUGAGCCCUCCUAUAGUGUCCCUCCAUCAGCCCCCCAGCGUUACACUGAUCGCUAUGAUGUUUAUGAUGAACCCUAUGACGAUCGUUACUAUGACCCAGCAUAUCCGGACCACCCCUAUGAUGAUCCAUAUCAGCCUGUCAAACGGAGCCAGUCUCCAGAACCCCAUGGUCCCUCACCUACUUCUCAGUCUGGCCUAGUUCCUGCUGCCUCCACCCAGCCUCCCUUGAAGCAUACUGCUGCCACCUCCCAACCCCCUUUCAGACCUCCUUCUCCCACUGAACCGCCUCCUAGAAGUCCCUCUCCAAAACCAAAGAACAUAACACUAUACCAGGCACCUCCACCCGAGAAACCACCCCUCGAUCGAUUCCUUGACAUGCUUAGUAAAAAGGUAGUUGCUGAGAAGAAAGCAGAACAGAGUCCUGUGAGUGAUGACCUUCUGCCUCAUGAGCGGGCAGUUCAAGAUGGCAGGGGGUUUUCUCGGAUUGUGGGAUUGGCUCAAGAGCAACCUAGCAGUAGUCUAGCUCUAGAAGAGAGUAAGACACAGCUAAGCCCCAAAAGGUCCUCAGUUGAGAGAACAAGUGAGGAACCAAAGAUUAAGGUGGAGCCUUAUGACAAGAUUCAAAGUCUACUCCGUACCAUUGGCCUGAAGCUGAGUUCGGGAGAUAUGUCCAAAUUGGCGAGCAGAGCCCAAGAGAAAAUCUAUAGCCCAAAGUCAUCAUCCAUAGAAAGAGAUACUUUGUCAUCCCCAAGGGAAGAACUAGAAAGAAGUAGAACAGCUUCCGUUGAAUCAGACCACAUUCAUUCCCCCUCCCCUGCCAGGUCCUCCAGUUUGGAGCCACUCAGCAGAUCAAAAGCUGUCUCCGAGUAUGAAGGGUUCCUGGACCAGAAGGAGUUGGAAGCACUAAAGAAGGCACAACAGCUGCAGAGUCUUACCAAGACAAUGGGGAGCACACCCUCAUGCACUACUUCUUCGAAACCUCCUCUUGGGCCUCCGCCUGCCCACUACCAACAUCAAUCACCUGCCAACUGGCCCCUUGGAGUUGCUACCCAGAUAUCCCUAGAGCAGAGUACCACAGCCCCCAGCAUGGUCACUUCAUCCCCUCCCGCAGCUGGUCAACCACUCCAGAGCUUUGGACUUCCUGCAGCACCUCCCUCUGGACCUCCUCCACGGCGGCCUGGAUAUCCUCCAGGACCUUCUCCUGGACCUCCAAGCCGGUGCCCUCCCGGACAACAUCCUUUUGAUCCAACCUCCAGCCAUACAGCUGUUCCUUUUAUUGGCCAGCCUCUUGCAGCUCCACCCUGUGACUCCUCCAGUCCUUUACAGCCCUCAAGUACUGCCACCACAGUAUCGCCAACAUCAACACCUCCAGCUUCAAGUCCGGACAACAAUAAUCAAUCAACCAUCGAGACAACAGUGGCCAGAUGUCUGAAGGUCAUAGAGACUGUGAAAUCUCUGGCAGUGCAGCCACCAGCCAAACCGGUCAAGUCAGUCCAGUUCAGUUUACCCACUGUCUCUCCAUCAGCCUCCAUUCCUCAGACCUCAGCAGAGACAGAAGAGGACAUAAAGACUAAGCAGAAGGAGAAGCUGGAUUUGUACAACCAGAGGAUUUUGGAAAAGAGGGAGCAGCUCUACAAGGAAUGGCUAGCCCGUAGGAAACAGGGCGGUGGAGAGUGGAAGGAUGUCCCGCCAGUCUUCCCAGGUGUCCCAGCCACCAUUGAACCCAAGAUCGUUUGGAUUUGUGGUCACUCGCUGGUGUAUUGGGCAGAGUCACGGGCCAAGUCUCCGGAGGUAGGUAUGCAGCUGGGCAUGGACCCCAGCAAGGUGACUAUCUGGUGGAAGGGCACCCAGGGCAUGACGUGGUCCCAGCUGCUGCCUCAGCUCCACCAGCUGAAGGUCACGUGGCCCAACCCAGAUGUCCUCAUCAUGCACCUAGGCGGCAACGAUCUGAGCACCGACAGCCCUACCAACCUGCUCGCCUCUGUCAAGAAGGAUCUGACCUCCAUGAGGAGCAUCUUCCCGCAGUGCGUCCUCGUGUGGUCCAACAUCCUCCCUCGGAGGGUGUGGCGCCACUCUAACGACAACCACGAAGUCGAUCUGGUCCGAACAACGGUGAACCGCAGGAUUCAGAACAUCAUCUCUGAACUGGGUGGCGUCUCACUGACCCAUGACAACAUCAGGUGCGGGGCAAACACGGGCCUGUAUCGGGCCGAUGGCGUCCAUCUAUCCCCCAAGGGCAUCGACAUUUUCAAUUUGAACCUGCAGGAUUUUCUGGAGAAGUGGGAGAUGGAGGGAAACUAGAUAAAAGUUAUGAGGUGUAUCAAAUAUUUUCUAUUUUUAUGUUGUCUCUUUUAUUUCUAAUGAUAGCUAGACAGUGAGUCACACAACUAUCAGCUUAUUCAAGUCAGAAAUACUCCAUUCGUAAGGGAUCCAUCUUGUUUGUAGUUUUAUUUGAACAUGUAGGAACCUCAGGCACAGCUGCUAUUCGUGGGAAACAUGUUUGUCUCUCUUGAAACAAUAAAUUCGCUAAACACUGA
Molecule: messenger RNA, 4315 nt
Organism: Plectropomus leopardus (leopard coralgrouper)
Lineage: Eukaryota; Metazoa; Chordata; Actinopteri; Perciformes; Serranidae
Source: RefSeq, a predicted model, not a curated record